GUAUGCAGAUUCAAAUGCAGAAGUCUAACCACUGAUGAUGUAGGUGCAGCGAUUGGAUAUUAUUCAAUUUGCAUGAUAGCCUACUACUUUGAUUUUCUAGAAACUCAUACAGCGUGUACCCGGUGACCUCUGGACGUCGCGCGCUGCCUCUGCCUCUGUAUGAGCCCGGCUAUGUUGUGUAUAUAAGCGGCUGCUUACAGUAGCACACCAGCUGAUCAGGACGGGAUCUACCGGCCAACGUCUGUCUUAAUCAAACCGAGGCACAUGCACGUGCGUUUGUGACAAGCACUUUUAGCAGACGACAUUUCUAAUAAUAGCAUUUCUCUGUAUUUUCUCGAUUUUCUAUCCAGAAGCAAAGUUUGUUUACUAAGAUAGUUAAACGCUACCUUGACCAAGAUUUCAAUAGGCGAUAGUUUCAACAGUUUUGGAAGUAUUUGGUGCUAUUUGACGUCGGGCACCGGACUUUGAAUUGUGUCAAUAUGGAAGAAUUAAGCUGCUUUCUAGGCAAGUGGGAGGAGCAGUCGAAGGACGGAUUCGAUGAGAUGGCUGUAGCUUUAAAUCUGCCAGGCGAUAAGAUAAAAAUGUACAAGGAAACUAAAACGGCGAUAGCAUACACUCUCAAGGAUGACAGCUCGUGGCAAAUUGAUGUCGGUAUUGUAGGACUUCCUGCGAAGCAGUUUGAGUUCGAACUUGGUAAAGGUUACAAGUCCAAUGACCUCGACGGAACACCAAUGAUGAGUUUGGUAAAAGCAGACGGCUCCACAUUACACGAGGAACACACGUUCGAUGACGGACGGAUGGAAGGUAAACAGAUGACCAUCACAAGGUGGAUUGAGGGAGACUCCAUGAAAGUGAAAACGACGAUGUGCGGUCAUUCCAUGGUUUCUACAUACAAACGCGUGUAAUCCAGUAAAGAAGGGGCCAUUCUGACUAUUUCUUCUUUGAAUAAUAUAGCUAAGUACGUCACCAAAACACUAGCUAUGUGCGUACUGCGUCAGCAUUACGCGUGUACUGCUGAGAAUUGUACAUGUUGUGCCUUCGUGAGAGACAUAAUUGAUUCAUGUAUGUACACGGAACGUCAUGUUGUUUGCCUUGAGGCUGCAGUAAAAAAUGUUCUGUUUUGUGAACUGCUCAAAGUGGCCAUGCUAGACAGAUUUCAAGAGACUAUAGUUAAACCGAGCUUUCAUUAUUCUACGCUUCAUUCAUCUACCAGCUUAUUCUUUGUCGUGGAUCAGAACGGAGCACCACACACAACAAUGUUAUUGCAUGAACAUUAUAAAGACUCUAUGGCCUUCUAAAUAUAGCAUGGUUGAUAGCAAACCAUUAAAUCUGGACAAUUUUCUUCUCUUUUUUUUCAUGUCAACCGUUUUUUAUUUAAAAGGAUGUCUUAAUAUUCUCUAUCAUAGGAGAUAUUGCAACGGUAAUCUACUUCUACCAAAUUGAUUGGCGGUGGCUAUUGGGAACGUUGGUAAUUUAAUAGGCCUCGAAGAUAUAUGGAGACUGUGACAGGAGAUUACGUGAAAUGUGUUGGAUAUUUAUCAAUAAACACCAUGCUGUUCUUCACUUACAAACCUUGAUAUUUAAAAACGUGCACAGUUGAUCACAGCAUGUCCUUUAAUGACUGUUACAUAACAACGCUACUCUACUAUCAUUAUACAGCAAUAAAGCAGUCUGUCUUCAGCAAUUGAUUACCCUAUUUUUAUACUGAAAUUAAUUUAUUGUAAAAUUUAAAUGAUCUAAAGUACUUUAAUACAAGGUAAACGCGUUCGUUUCUGUAAACUUUAAAGACCAUUUAUCACGGACUGAUAAAUUGAUUUAAAUGCAAGCUAACGUAAAGGUGUCGUAAUCGAACACGCCGUGUAUGAUGAUUGUAGUCAAACGCACCCAAUAUUGAAUUCAUUGUUGCUGAUGGUGACCUGAUAGCACAGCAUUUACACUCAACAGUGAAUUGAAUUUUUCAUCAACCAGUUUUUGAUAACUACAUGAAGUAAUUUGAAAAAAAUUACUUUAGGUCUAACGUGUAGAUUCAGUACAAUAUUUCGCAAUAUAACACAACUACCAGGUCAGGAAGGACUGCGAUAUAAGUAUGAUAAUUGUAAAGGCGGGAAUGUCCCGCCCACUUAGUGGGGAGUAACAUGUACCAUGUAUCUCUAUAACUGUGUCGUGGUAUUAGACAGUAUGGGCUUUCAGUGUAUUUAAUUAAGUAAUUGACACUUACUCGAUUAAACAUAAUAAUAUAUAUA
This is a messenger RNA of Pecten maximus, 2243 nucleotides long. Its product is annotated as fatty acid-binding protein 5-like. NCBI's taxonomy places the organism in Eukaryota, Metazoa, Mollusca, Bivalvia, Pectinida, Pectinidae. Bases 480 to 905 code for a protein of 141 amino acids. The record is from RefSeq and is a predicted model, not a curated record. The transcript has 4 exons. Gene Ontology annotation, molecular function: fatty acid binding. Gene Ontology annotation, cellular component: cytosol; nucleus. Gene Ontology annotation, biological process: fatty acid transport.